AUGCCAUCCCGAGGGAAGGAGCACCCUCUCCCAGACCCGGAGAGGUAUAUAAGGCAGACCAACCGACCCGGAAACCGCAGAAAGUUACCUCUAGCGAUGGAGCAACUAGACGCGUUACUAUCAGCACCAGCUGACGACGACGAGGAGUUCGAGAAACUGUGGGCACAAGCCAUGGCCACAGCUACGCAACAGCCGGACUUAUUCCCGCCGACCCCCAACCACCGGGCGUCCAGAGCCGCACCGCUGCCGACCGCCAGCUCAUACGGAGUACCCGUACGGUCAUCUGGGGCAGCUCCAAUCCAAAGGCGCAGGAAACCAGUCGCUAGCGUCCGAGCGCCGCCGCAUGCCCUCAUCGAGGCAGCCACGAAAUUGGUGCCCCGCCCGCAGCCGGCCCAACCAGCCUGUCACAGACCAAAAAGCGCACCGGUCGUCGGAGUACGAGUGCAGCGAUCCUCCGCUGUCAACGCGAGGAAACUGGCGGCGCUCUUGACCGAGCCACCGUCGCCGCUAAGCCGACCCCGCGCACCAACGAGCAGAAAAACGACGCCGGCAGCCAUCUCGGCCACGCCGGCCGACGACCCCGACGGGAAGGUGCAGUACUCUGCGGCUACCGCGCCGAAAGACCGGGACCGGCCGAAGAAGCCAGUACCACCUCCACACCACCCGACGGCACGACAAAAGGCUAGGGCAACCCUACUGGCCGUAUUCGGCGGGACCCUUUCCGAUCUAGAGGAAGAGGACCACGCACCCGUCACCGCCUCCAUCACCACGCAACCAGACAGCGACACGAGACCGGUGACCACCGAACGAGCGAUUCCGCCAUCCGCCCCGUCAACCCAGCCAGCCGCCCUGUCAACCCAGCCAGCCGCCGCUGCCAACGCCAACGAGGAAGGGUCACAAACACCAGCCACUCCAAAGGACACGCCAACAUCCACGAUCCGUACUCCCGUGGCCACCACACCGCGAUCCCUUCCGUCCGUACCGGUACGCGUCAAUGACGAUCUAAUUAUACAUGUGCCGUACCACGCCGCGAGAGUGUCGCGAGUGUAUAAAGUGCGGUUGGCGACACGCCGCUACACGUUGCGUUUCGAUCGCACCGGGCGUUGCCACUACGUGCGGGAAUUCCCGGCGUAG
Molecule: messenger RNA, 1134 nt
Organism: Solenopsis invicta (red fire ant)
Lineage: Eukaryota; Metazoa; Arthropoda; Insecta; Hymenoptera; Formicidae
Product: proteoglycan 4-like
Exons: 1
Coding region: 1-1134 (377 amino acids)
Source: RefSeq, a predicted model, not a curated record